CAAUGACACCCUAUCUGUUCCACAGGUCAGUCACAGCAAUGACACCCUAUCCGUUACACAGGUCUGUUACAUCAAUGACACCCUAUCUGUUACAUGGACCUUUUUCAGCAAUGACACCCUAUCUGUUACAAAGGAAUGUUACAGCAAUGACACCCUAUCUGUUACAAAGGAAUGUUACAGCAAUGACACCCUUUCUGUUUCAUAGACCUGUUACAGCAAUGGCACCCAAUCUGUUACAUAGGUCUGUUACAGAAAUGACACCCUAUCUGUUACAAAGUUAUGUUACACCAAUUAAACCCUAUCUGUUACAAAGGUAUGUUACACCAAUUACACCCUAUCUGUUACAAAGGUAUGUUACACCAAUGACACCCUAUCUGUUACAAAGGUAUGUUACAGCAAUGACACCCUAUCUUUUACAAAGGUAUGUUACAGCAAUGACACCCUAUCUGUUACAAAGGUAUGUUACAUAAAUGACACCCUAUCUGUUACAAACGUAUGUUACAGCAUUGACACCUUAUCUGUUCCACACGUCUGUAACUGCAAUGACACCCUAUCUGUUACAUAGGCCUGUUACAGCAAUAACACCCUAUCUGUUACACAGGCCUGUUACAACAAUGACAACCUAUCUGUUACAUAGGUCUGUUACAGCAAUGACACCCUAUAUGUUAAUAGGUCUGUUACACCAAUGACACCCUAUCUGUUACAAAGGUAUGUUACAGCAGUGACACACUAUCUGUUACAUAAGUCUGUUACAGCAAUGACAACCUAUCUGUUACAAAGGUAUGUUACAGAAAUGACACCCUAUCUGUUGCACAGGCCUUUACAACAAUGACAACCUAUCUGUUACAUAGGUGUGUUACAGCAAUGACACCCAAUCUGUUACAUAGGUAUGUUACAGCAAUGACACCCUAUCUGUUACAAAGGAAUGUUACAGCAAUGACACCCUAUCUGUUACAUAUACCUGUUACAGCAAUGGCACCCAAUCUGUUACAUAGGUCUGUUACAGAAAUGACACCCUAUCUGUUACAAAGUUAUGUUACACCAAUUAAACCCUAUCUGUUACAAAGGUAUGUUACACCAAUGACACCCUAUCUGUUACAAUGGUAUGUUACAGCAAUGACACCCUAUCUGUUACACAGGCCUGUUACAACAAUGACACCCUAUCUGUUACAUUGGCAUGUUAGAGCAAUGACACCCUAUCUGUUACACAGGUCUGUUACAGCAAUGACACCCUAUCUGUUACACAGGACUGUUGCAGAAAUAACACCCUAUCUGUUACACAGGCAUGUUACAACAAUGACACCCUAUCUUUUACAUAAGCCUAUUAAAGCAAUGACACCCUAUCUGUUACAUGGUUAUGUUACAGCAAUGACACCCUAUCUGUUCCACAGAUCUGUUACAUUAUGACACCAUAUCUGUUACAAAGGUCUGUUACAGCAAUGACACCCUAUCUGUUCCACAGGUCAGUCACAGCAAUGACACCCUAUCCGUUACACAGGUCUGUUACAGCAAUGACACCCUAUCUGUUACAUGGGGCUGUUGCAGCUAUGACAAACUAUCUGUUACAUAGAUAUGUUACAUCAAUGACACCCUAUCUGUUACAUGGACCUUUUUCAGCAAUGACACCCUAUCUGUUACAAAGGUAUGUUACAGCAAUGACACCCUAUCUGUUACAAAGGAAUGUUACAGCAAUGACACCCUUUCUGUUUCAUAGACCUGUUACAGCAAUGGCACCCAAUCUGUUACAUAGGUCUGUUACAGAAAUGACACCCUAUCUGUUACAAAGUUAUGUUACACCAAUUAAACCCUAUCUGUUACAAAGGUAUGUUACACCAAUUACACCCUAUCUGUUACAAAGGUAUGUUACACCAAUGACAUCCUAUCUGUUACAAAGGUAUGUUACAGCAAUGACACCCUAUCUUUUACAAAGGUAUGUUACAGCAAUGACACCCUAUCUGUUACAAAGGUAUGUUAGAGCAAUGACACCCUAUCUUUUACAUAGGUCUGUUACAGAAAUGAAACUCUAUCUGUUCCACAGGUCUGUCACUGCAAUGACACCCUAUCUGUUACAUAGGCCUAUUACAGCAAUAACACCCUAUCUGUUACACAGGCCUGUUACAACAAUGACAACCUAUCUGUUACAUAGGUGUGUUACAGCAAUGACACCCUAUCUGUUACAUAUGUCUGUUACAGCAAUGACACCCUAUCUGUUACAAAGGUAUGUUACACCAAUUACACCCUAUCUGUUACAAAGGCAUGUUACAGAAAUGACACCCUAUCUGUUACAAAGGUAUGUUACAGAAAUGACACCCUAUCUGUUACAAAGGUAUUUUACAGAAAUGACACCCUAUCUGUUACAAAGGUAUGUUACAGCAAUGACACCCUAUCUGUUACACAGGCCUGUUACAACAAUGACAACCUAUCUGUUACAU
Molecule: messenger RNA, 2432 nt
Organism: Coregonus sp. 'balchen'
Lineage: Eukaryota; Metazoa; Chordata; Actinopteri; Salmoniformes; Salmonidae
Source: the annotation of a GenBank genome assembly